Molecule: messenger RNA, 556 nt
Organism: Candidula unifasciata
Lineage: Eukaryota; Metazoa; Mollusca; Gastropoda; Stylommatophora; Geomitridae
Source: the annotation of a GenBank genome assembly
GUAUGUGAAAUGUGAUCGAGCAGUUCUGCAUGUCAACUUGAGCGUGUGCCUUAUCCUGGCUUAUGUUGUCUUCCUGCUAGGUGUGCACAGAACUGACAGCGAGGUCGGCUGCAAAGUUGUUGCGGCACUACUUCACUUCCUGUUCCUGGUCGUGUUUUUUACAAUGCUAUGUGAAGGCAUCGAAGUUUUCAAAUCAGUGACUUUUGUAUUUACUUCAGAUUCCAUAAUACGUCAGCUACUUUUAAUUUCAUAUGGUGAGUCAGCCUUUUUAUGGCAAUGUUGGCUGUCAGUUGACGAUGGACUCAUCUGGGCAUUUGUGGCUCCUGCUCUCUUAGUCAUAGUGAUAAACCUGAUAAUUUUAAUCCGAGUGUUGAGAAUCAUGCAACACUCAAAUCUCAUGAUGGUGAAAACAGCACAGCAGAGAACAAAGUCCGUGGUUAGAACCAUCUGUGUAUUAUCCCCCCUGCUAGGCAUCACCUGGGUAUUCGGUGUGCUCUCAGUCAGCAAGGACACGGUGGUGUUCCAGUAUCUGUUUGCCAUUUUCAAUUCACUGCAG